AUGGGUGUUACCGGACUAUGGACUGUGGUCCAGCCCUGUGCGCGACCAAUCAAACUGGAAACGUUGAAUCGCAAGCGCCUCGCAGUCGACGCGUCCAUCUGGAUCUACCAAUUUCUCAAAGCGGUUCGAGACAAAGAAGGAAAUGCUCUGCGAAACGCUCAUGUGGUUGGUUUCUUUCGUCGGAUCUGUAAGCUGCUUUUCUUCGGAAUCAAGCCAGUUUUUGUUUUCGAUGGCGGAGCUCCGGUGCUUAAGCGCCAAACGAUUGCGGCUCGAAGGAAGAGGCGAGAGGGUAGAAGGGAAGAUGCUGUGAGAACUGCUGGCAAGCUCCUCGCAAUCCAGAUUCAGAGGCAGGCCGAGGAGGAAGAGACCAGGCGAAGACAUGGAAAUAUUGAGGUGACAGAACAAGGAGAAAUAUCGGCGGAGGCAAGAUAUGUCGACGAAACUUUUAUGACACCGAAAGAGAGGCAGAAAAAUCGAAAGUUUCGUAAAAAGGAUACUUAUCAUUUGCCUGACCUCGAUGUAUCUCUUGAUCACAUGGGCGGAGCUGACGACCCGCGAAUCAUGUCGCAAGAAGAGCUAGAGGAAUACGCUCGCCAGUUCCAUAAUGGGGAAGAUAUCAAUCUCUAUGAUUUUUCGAAGAUUGAUUUUGACAGUCCUUUCUUCAUGAGUCUUCCCGCAAGUGAUCGAUACAAUAUCCUCAACGCCGCCCGAAUUCGUAGUCGUCUGCGAAUGGGCUACUCUAAAGAACAACUUGAUUCUAUGUUUCCAGAUCGAAUGGCAUUCUCCAAGUUCCAGAUAGAACGAGUCAAAGAACGAAAUGACCUAACUCAACGUUUAAUGAACAUAAACGGAAUGAAUGGAGAAGAGGCUAUAGAUUUUAAUAGUGGUCAAAGAAUUGCGGGCGAACGCGGAAAAGAGUAUGUGCUGGUCAAAAAUCCCGAUGUCGAGGGUGGUUGGGCCCUGGGCGUUGUUGGGAAUAAAGAAGGAACAGUGGCCGAUCGGCCGAUCGAUGUCGAUCAAUAUGGUCAGCCUGAUAUUUUACCGGUGCAAGAUGAUGAAGACGACGACAAUGCGUUUGAAGACAUUCCUAUCGAAGGCCUCAAUCGAUUACCUAAGCUUCCCAUACUACAAAAGGGGAUAUUCGAUGAGGCUAUUCAGCGGCACAAAGCGGAGACCUUGGAUCGGAGGAAAGCAGUAUACACAGCGCGCCGCGAGGAAGCGGGAAUUUCCAAUAGUACAGUUGACGAUGAAGAUAAUGACGCUCUUUUCGUCCCUGUAGAGAGAAGCCCUGCUAGCGGAGAUAUGGCUGGCCUAUUUGGUGAUGAUGAGGAUGAAGAUCUUAGCCGAGCUAUUGCAAUGUCUCUAGAGAGGGCACCGGAAGCGGAAUCUACCCAACCUGUAAAUACAGACAACCUGGCCAAACAUGCUCCACCCACGUUUGACUCUAUGAGUGUUUCUGAGAGCGAGGAUGGGGAUGAGAUGGACUUUACUGCGGCUCUAGCGCAGGCUAAGAAAGCACAGCCAGAGCCAAGAUCCAAGGCCAAGGCCCCAGAAGUUCGUCCAGAAUAUAAAUUCAACGGCCCAUUGCCGUUCGAGACAUUGAAGAUAAACAACCGAGCGAAAGAGGAAUUGCCUCGAACCGCCCCACCUGAAGCUGAUGCGGGUGGUUUCGAGAGGCAAGAUGAGAGUAUUCAAAGCAGAAAAAAGAAGAAAGCCGAAGCUCUUCCGCCUUGGUUUAUCAAAAAUGAUGGGGUUAAAGCGGAUUUUAUCGAAGAUAGAAAUGAGGAGGAGCCCGUGAAAAGGCAGUAUGACGAUACAUUGUUUCACCAGGAAAUUUUAUCACGAAAUAAAUCGCCAGAGGUUAUCGAUGUCGACGAAAUACCAGAAUCAAAAGAGAUUAUUGACCUUGACGCUGAAGAGCAAGAAGCAUCAGAAACAGAAUCCGUGGAACAAAUCAUGGAACAGCCUACCUUGAUGGAUGAUAUUACUGAAAAUAUCCGCAUGAAACCAUCAACACCAUCGACCGUGGCGGAAACACAGACUGUGUUUCGCGAUCAAGAAGGUGCUGGCGAAGAGAAGGAAAUUUCCGAUUGGGAGCCCACCGAUGACGAGCAAGAAUCUACAUUAGCGAGAGCCACCAGUGCUACCGCUCAUGUGAACACCGACCUAGUGAAAAGUAUAUCGCCUUCUCCGGAGUUUGAGGAUGUGGAACUUGCUGCUGCAGUACCAGUGCAGAACACAGCUGCUUUCGCAGAGACUAGUGCGGCUAUUUUGGACGAGCAAGAUGCUGCCAUGGUUGAUAAUGAGGUUCCAUAUUCGGACCCAGAAGAUGAGGACCUAAUGGUGCAAUUAGCCGCCGAAGCGGAAGAACAUGCUCGGUUUGCAUCUACGCUCAACAACAAAACGCAGGCUGAAAACGCUCGUGACUUUGAGCAAGAAUUGAAACAGCUCCGCAACCAGCAAAAGAAAGACCGACGUGAUGCUGAUGAAGUAUCUCAGAUCAUGGUCUCUGAAUGUCAGCAACUGCUUCGAUUGUUUGGAUUACCGUAUAUUACGGCGCCUAUGGAAGCUGAAGCGCAGUGUGCGCAGCUCGUAUCUCUGGGCCUGGUAGAUGGGAUUGUGACUGACGACAGCGACACGUUCCUUUUCGGCGGCACUCGCAUCUACAAGAACAUGUUCAAUCAAAGCAAAUACGUAGAAUGCUUUCUUGCCAACGACCUUGAGAAGGAAUAUGCCCUCGACCGCCCUAAGCUAAUUCGAUUUGCCCAUCUCCUUGGAAGCGACUACACGGAGGGCAUUGCUGGCGUCGGACCGGUGACUGCGUUGGAGAUCAUCACCGAGUUUCAAGACCUUGAAAAGUUCCGCGACUGGUGGAUGCAGGUACAGCUGGGAGUAGAAAUAACUGAUGACCCACACCACAACUUCCGCAAGAAGUUCAAGAAGAUGGCGACGAAGCUGUUCCUGCCGCCGUCGUUCCCGGACACUCAUAUCGACGAGGCAUAUUUGAACCCCGAGGUCGACAACGACGCAUCCGAGUUCCAAUGGGGGGUCCCGGACCUUAACGGGCUGCGCAGUUACCUGAUGGCGACGAUCGGCUGGUCGCAAGAAAGGACGGAUGAGGUUCUGCUGCCGGUGAUUCGCGACAUGAACAAGCGCGAGCAGGAAGGCACGCAGGCCAACAUCACGCGGUUUGUCGGCGGCGGCCUUGGAGCAGGAGCGUUUGCCCCACGUGUGCGCGCAGAAGGAAAGAGCCGCAUGGACAAAGCCUUGAGCCGGCUAGCAGAACAAGCAAAACAGAAAGAACAGGCAAAUCAAGCCACACAAGCCAAACAAGCCAAAGAGAGCAGGAAGCGCAGAAGGGGAGAUUAG
Messenger RNA from Talaromyces proteolyticus, 3369 nucleotides. Its product is annotated as DNA excision repair protein Rad2. The record is from RefSeq and is a predicted model, not a curated record. Lineage: Eukaryota; Fungi; Ascomycota; Eurotiomycetes; Eurotiales; Trichocomaceae. Gene Ontology annotation, cellular component: nucleus. Gene Ontology annotation, biological process: nucleotide-excision repair. The transcript has a single exon. Gene Ontology annotation, molecular function: single-stranded DNA binding; DNA endonuclease activity. Bases 1 to 3369 code for a protein of 1122 amino acids.